Athalia rosae (coleseed sawfly) is the source of this 2783-nucleotide messenger RNA. RefSeq names its product glucose dehydrogenase [FAD, quinone]. The record is from RefSeq and is a predicted model, not a curated record. Lineage: Eukaryota; Metazoa; Arthropoda; Insecta; Hymenoptera; Athaliidae. The coding region runs from base 284 to 2089 and encodes 601 amino acids. Gene Ontology annotation, molecular function: oxidoreductase activity, acting on CH-OH group of donors; flavin adenine dinucleotide binding. The transcript is spliced from 7 exons.
AUCGGCCGCGGAGAGCGGCCACGGUGCAGUCUGUCGCUGAUCGUCGGUUACUACGCCGUCUGGUACGCUGGUUCCACCCGCACCUGAAAAUAUCCUUGAAAGGACACCGGGACGCGGUCGACUAUUUUCGCGAAAAGUUAAUCGCGGUGACCGCGACGACACCCGGGGGAGGAUUUUAUCCGUUUUUCAUUACCGGAGGAGUCGGGAGGAACACAGACGUUGAUAUUCCCAAAUUAUCAUUCGUUUCGUCCCGGUUUCUUUCGUUCAAGGAAGAAAAUAAACGAUGAGUUGCAACUGCCCGUUGACAACGGCGGCGGGUCCCACCCUCGCUUCGACCUGCGGGGGGCCAAGUUUCAUGCUGUUCAUGGGCCUCCUCGAGGUAUUUUUGAGGAGCCAGUGCGACCUCGAGGACCCCUGCAAUCGACCCGUGGCCCGGGAUUACGUGGAUUCGAGAUACGAUUUCGUGGUGAUAGGGGGCGGAAGUGCGGGGGCGACCCUCGCGGCUAGAUUAUCGGAGGAAGGAAGUUUUUCGGUGUUACUUUUGGAGGCAGGAAUGGAUGAACCUACGGGUACUCAGAUCCCCUCGUUUUUCUUCAAUUUUCUCGGCAGCGACAUCGACUGGCAGUACACGACCGAACCGGAAGACGAAGCUUGCCUCAAUAAAGAGGGGAAGAAAUGCUACUGGCCCAGAGGAAAAGUCCUCGGAGGAACCAGCGUGAUGAACGGUAUGAUGUACAUGAGGGGGUCUCGCAAGGACUACGACGAUUGGGCGAAACUUGGAAAUCCCGGAUGGUCCUACGAAGAUGUUCUUCCAUUUUUCAUGAGGAGCGAGGACAAUCUGCAGGUCGAUGAAAUGGAUUCCGGGUACCACGCGACCGGAGGACCUUUGACCGUCACUAGAUUUCCAUACCAUCCGCCCUUGAGCGGCGCCAUUAUGGAAGCGGGCAAGGAACUCGGGUAUCCGGUCGGUGACCUGAACGGACGUUCGCACACGGGUUUUGCCAUUGCUCAAACAACGUCGAGAAACGGCUCGAGGCUGUCAACGGCACGUGCCUUUCUGAGACCAGCACGCGGCCGUCGCAACCUGCACGUCAUGCUCAAUUCCACGGUUACGAGGAUACUCUUUGACAACGACAAAGUCGCCGUUGGCGUUGAAUUUCUCUACAACGGUCAAUUGCACCGAGUCAACGUCGACAAGGAAGUCAUCGUCAGUGGAGGCGCGGUGAAUUCGCCGCAAAUUUUAUUGAACAGCGGAAUCGGUCCGGCGGAGGAACUACGAUCGGUAGGUGUCCCGGUAAUCCACAACCUGCCAGGUGUGGGAAAAAAUUUGCAUAAUCACGUUGCCUAUUCGGUUGGAUUUACGAUCAACGACACGGACACGACUCCUCUGAAUUGGGCUACCGCGAUGGAAUAUCUUCUAUUCAGAGACGGUCUGAUGUCUGGCACCGGUAUUUCGGAGGCGACGGCUAUGAUAAACACGAAAUACGCAAACCCUCGGGAAGACCACCCCGAUAUCCAACUGAUCUUUGGCGGUUACUUGGCGGAUUGUGCGGAAACCGGUAUGGUGGGAGAAAAGAAAGGAGCGAACCGCAGCAUCUACAUUAUUCCCACACUAUUGCAUCCGAAGAGUCGCGGUUACUUGCGUCUGAGGAGCAAAGAUCCGCUCGCCAAGCCCAUGAUAUUUCCCAAGUACCUAACUGCACCCGAGGACGUGGCGACUCUCGUCGAGGGCAUCAAAUUCGCCAUAAAAUUGUCGGAGACCGAAGCUCUCAAGAGGUACGGCUUCAAGUUGGACAAAACGCCCGUAAAGAACUGCGAGCAUUUGAAAUUCGGCUGCGACGCCUACUGGGAAUGUGCCGUGAAACACGACACAGCUCCGGAAAAUCAUCAGGCUGGUUCCUGCAAAAUGGGACCCGCUAACGACCCCUUGGCCGUCGUCGAUAACGAAUUGAGGGUCAGGGGCAUCAGAAACGUGAGGGUAGCCGACACCAGCAUCAUGCCCAAGGUCACUUCCGGCAAUACCAAUAGUCCGGCGAUCAUGAUCGCCGAGAAGGCUGCCGAUAUGAUAAAGAGAACCUGGUUGGGGUGAUCGAAAUUUUUCAACGACGGAUGUAGAGGAAAAUUCUAGGAGAACAAAAAAACAACAAGAUAAACAUAAAAACUCAGUAGAACGAAAGAUCAAAAUCGAAACCUGUGGAAGAACCUUUUCAGUUGUUCUGUGAGAGUUCAAAUAAGUUCGAUUGGUUCGGAUUCCGAAAGAAUUUUACAAGUUUUGAAAUAAUUUCGAAAAAAAUCGUGUCCAACCAAUUUCCCCGCUAUUUAUUUUCUCACCGUUCGACCGAGACGAGGAUUUUUCGAACAGCGAUGGCGGGUGACGAUUGAAACUCUCUGAUUGCAAUGAAUUGGAAAAUUUUAUUCUUCAAAUUAGAACGUUGCUAGUUUUUAGAAAGGUGUAGACGCGAAGUGUUUAGUUCUAUUAUAAUUAGUUACAGCGUUGUGUACGACUAACUAACAUUUGUACAGACCCCUUCCACGUGGUAUAAUCAACGUAUGGGAGGGAUAAAAGAAGAAACUGCAUGCAGGUGUCAAUCAAACAUAGCAUAUCAUAAUAUAUACGCAUUAAUUAUUUCAUAAAACAUUGUUUAAUUUUAAUAUAUACCUCUAUCUGUAAGAUUUCAUACGUAUACGUCAGCCGAACGUAGUCUAUACUAUCGAGUAAGAAAUGAAGAAAAAAAAAGCGAGUAGAUUAUCCCUCGAUCAAUAAAAUCAUAAUUGUAUCCAGA